Molecule: messenger RNA, 2008 nt
Organism: Cucumis melo (muskmelon)
Lineage: Eukaryota; Viridiplantae; Streptophyta; Magnoliopsida; Cucurbitales; Cucurbitaceae
Exons: 2
Coding region: 4-1794 (596 amino acids)
Source: RefSeq, a predicted model, not a curated record
CCCAUGCAUUACGUCCAUGGCUGGUUAGCUCAUUAUUUUGGCACACAUUAUCCACUUCCCACGGAAGUUCGAGGGCCCAAGAUGACUAACUUUUCAGGCGAAGGCGGGUCUAUUUAUUUUGGCGAAUAUGAGGCACGCGAAUUGAUCCAUAAUGGUGCGAGAAUUCAGUGGCACGCUAGCCUCCAGAACAGAAGUAAACAUGAACGCAUGGUUGAUACCCAUGAUUCAUCGUUUCUGCAAACGUCAUAUUUCGUAAGCAUGCGUUCUUGCUACUUGUCCUCUCGUUGCGAAAAUACCUGGAUCAUAACAUCAUACAGUCCAUAUCGAUUUGGACGACAGUUUGGUUUUUACCAGGACCUUCCUAAUGAUAUAGGGGGUAUGUCACCUGCGAUCACGCUGGAUAAUAUAUUAUAUCACUGGAGAAUAUGUACGAGGCGUAACACUUUAUCCGAGCUAUACUUGCCCGCCCGUUCAUUAGAGCCUUGCAAGCAUGUGACUCAGCGAUUUACAGACUGGUGGACUACGAAGCACGGGACCUAUUUUGAGGAUAACAGACACCAUUUGGUGAGUAGUGCCAUUCCUCCCCCUUCACAACCUAGACUACCGAAGAACCGAGGGAGCAACCUAGGUGGUAAAGAAAUUCGAUUGGUUGAGGCGAUGGCUCCUAAUCUUGAGGAGGAGGUAAAGGAGCGUAAAGAUGAGAGUGAUAGCAGCAAAAGUGAUCGUCAUUGGAAGAGACCUUUGAAGAAAGCGAAGGUAUCAGGUGAUCAUCCCGACGGAAGGGGUUUAAGUGCUUUGGAAGUUCCUGAUGUUCCACCACUGUCACCAUUAAACGAUCAUCUUGAAGGACUUAUAGAGCCAGACAGUGAUGAAUCUUUGACGGGACCUCACGCAGUUGAUUCAGCAUUUGAGGAAGUUGGUACCUCGAGAACUCCCGUCAAUAAACCGACUGAACAAUCCUUACGCCCAUCUGCUCUUCUCGAGGAGAUUCGUCGAGGCAAGAUGACAGUGGGGGGAAAAGACCUUGAGAACCCUUCAUCCAAAGAAGGUGCCUGUCCUAAAGCAUCUUUACAAAAAGUUAGCUCAGCACAUGCUCCCCUUAAGUUUUCUGAAUUACCAUUAGACGUUUCUAAUAAACAGACUAUGAGAAACCCUGAACCUUCUCAGUGGGUUGGUGAAAAGGUGGUUUCAAAUUUCUUUCAGAAAACAGCCUUAUGUAUGUGGGAGGAUAUCCAAGAUAAGAUCAUGCGAACUCCUUUUGAAUAUAUCCCUAGACUUAGGCCAGAAAUAGCGACGGUUCUCUCCGGGAUUGAGAAGAUUCAUGCGGAUGGCCUGACUUCUCUUGAAGAGUAUCUAAAUAGUUACCUUAAGAGGGUAGACAAUUUUAACGAUGUGCAAUCUUCAUAUUCUGCACAGUUGUCGUCGACGGACAAAGCUCGUCAAUUAAAUGAGAAGACAUCUGCCAUCAAGGAAGCUUUGACUUUGGUGAAACAAUUACGAGGAGAUGCCAAAGUUAUUCAGGAAAGAACCGUAGAGUUAUCUUUAGAAAGGAAAGAACUGGAGAGGAGACUUCAGAGCAUAAAUGCUGAAUCUGAACAGCUGUCGAUCUUAUCUUGUGAAAAAGCGGAGGCCAUAGACCAACAAGAACUAGAAGUUGCCAAGCUCCAGGAUGAAGUCAAUACCCUUGAAAGCACCCCUGCUAUUACUGAGGAAGCGAUUGAGGCACUAGCUACUGUCCGCCAGAGCAUGGAAGCUGCACGAGAAGAAUUCAAGAACUUCAAGUGGAGGCUUUGAUUUAUGCCCCCCUUUGCCCCCUUUUUCUUUUGCUGCAAACCUUGUAGAUGUGAUUUUUUUUUUUUUUUGAAUUAUAAUGCAGACGGAAUUUUUUUAUUUUUUUAUUUUUUAUAUAUAUAUAUAUACACAUUUACAUUUGUUUUGCCAUGUUUUCAUAUGAGCAGACAAUGAAACAUGACUCUUUUUUUUUUUAAUACAUGUGACUGAACUUAAA